CUCCCGCGAGGUAGAGGGCGUCUCCUCGUCGCUUUCGGCGGCGUGCUUGGCAUGAAGGCGCUCCAUUCAUUCCGAGACAGCCAGCGCGGGCGGCAGCGGCGGAGGGGAAAGGCGCGAGAAGGAGGCAGCUAGCAGCUGGCCAGCUCCGAUCGCCGGUCCCUGGUCAGCUCCCUGGCCAUUUAAGCCGCCGGAGCUGCGAUUGAAGGAGGAAAGGGGGAGGGGGAAGGAGACCCCGGACUUCUCCAGCCAUAAAGGAAGAGGAGGAGCGAGGAGGGGGGAGCAGCGAGGAGGGUGGGGGGAAAGAGGAGAUGGGUCUCCCCCAGCGAGACAGGAAGGCUGCGCUGCGGAUCUGACGGUGCCGCAGCUCCGAGAAGGCUCGCCAUUGUCACCCCAGUUUGGAGAGGCGAGCCCACAGGCGCGCGCGCGCACAUACACACACACACCUUCCGGCUGCCUCUGUGUCUCUGUCUGCAGGCGCUUCGUCUCUUUCCUGGGCUCUCCCGGGGCUCUGCCUUGCUGCCGGAGCUCCACAUCCAGGCGGCGUGGCGGCUCUGCUUCGGGGUCCUUCUCCCCCCGCGCCUCUCCUUUCCAAUGGUCAGGGGUCAUCUCGCCCAGGGACGGAGCAGCAGCGGCGCCCCGAUGAGCUGCCUCUCCCGGCUGUGGCUCUUUGUUUUGCUCCUCAAGAAUGCGGCGCCUUUCCACGUGGCAGUGCGAGACGACAACUGCAUCGCCGUUUCCCUCGAAGCAGCGGACGUGGUGAGCUCGUACUCGGUGUACGUUGUCAAAAUCACCGGCGAAUCUAAGAACUAUUUUUUCCAGUUUGACGAAUUCAACAGCACUUUACCUGCUCCUGUGGUUUUCAAUGCCUCGUACCAUGGCCUUUAUUACAUAGUGACUCUGGUUGUGGUGAGCGCAAACAUGGUUUCCAAGCCAGCGAGAUCAAUCACGGUGUUAACCAAACCUCUACCUGUAACCAGUGUUUCCAUCUAUGACUAUAAACCAUCACCAGAAACUGGGGUGCUGUUUGAGAUCCAGUAUCCAGAGAAGUACAAUGUUUUCACCCGUGUGAAUAUAAGCUACUGGGAAGGGAAAGACUAUCGGACCAUGUUAUAUAAAGAUUUCUUUAAAGGCAAAACCGUUUUCAACCACUGGCUGCCGGGAAUAUGUUACAGCAACAUCACGUUUCAGCUGGUGUCUGAAGCGACGUUCAGCAAAAGCACACUGGUGGAAUACAGCGGGGUGAAACACGAAGCAAAACAACACCGAACAGUUCCCUACCCUCCUCGAAACAUUUCUGUGCGUAUCAUACAUAUGAACUUCAGUGAGAACUGGGAGGAGCAGAGUGGAAGUUUCCCCGAAGAGCCGUUCUUGGGGACGCAGAAGACAAUGCGACAGGACAAAGCCACCCAGAUUCUGGAUGAUCUCCCUGAGCUCCCAACUGCGAACACUUCCUAUACGUGGCCCGAUUACCGCUACAAUAGCAGCGACUAUGAAACCACGUCUCAGCCCGACUGGUGGAUUAACGAGCCCGACUCCCCAGAGAAUGAAGACGAGUUUGUCAACGCGAUCCCAAGAGAUUAUGAGAGCGUCAACCCCACCGAGGAGUUUGGGGGCCCUACGCCGGAGCCGUCCUCGUUCCUCCCAGUGAAAAUGGUGCUGAGUUGGCUGCCUCCCAAACCGCCCACGGCGUUUGAUGGCUUCCAUAUUAACAUUGAGAGAGAAGAGAACUUCACAGAAUUCCUUACCGUUGGUGAGGACAUUCACGAAUUUGCCACGGAUCUGAAAGAACCAGGGAAAUACACAAUUUCUGUUACAACAUUCAGCUCUUCUGGUUCAUGUGAAGUUCGGGAAAGCCAAUCUGCCAAAACACUCAGUUUUUAUAUUAGUCCCACAGGGGAAUUGAUAGAAGAGCUCACUGAGAAACCUCAGAAUGUCAUAGCGACAGUGCUGACCUCUACCACGGCCUCGUUGUCCUGGACCACUUCACAGGAGACCACCAGCACUAGCACCAUCAUAUCUGUCGUGUCCUUGACAUGCCAGAAACAGAAGGAAAGUCAAAGGCUUGAAAAGCAUUAUUGCUCAGAGGUGAAUACAAGCAGCAGCUUUAUCGAAAACCUGGUUCCUGGCGCUCAGUACCAAGUUGUGAUUUACUUACAGAAGGGACCGCUGGUUGGGCCUCCUUCCAAUCCUGUGACAUUUGCCAUUGUGCCAACUGGGAUAAGGGAUUUAACACUUUACCCUUUGGGCCCUACUGCUGUGGUCCUCAGCUGGAACAGGCCUCUUCUGGGUGUUUUCCGGAAAUAUAUUGUAGAAAUGUUUUAUUUCAACCCGUCAACAAUGACCUCGGAGUGGACAACAUACUACGAAAUAGCAGCAACUGUCUCCUUAACGUCAUCAGUGAGAAUAGGAAACCUUCUGCCUGCCUGGUAUUACAACUUUCGGGUCACCAUGGUGACAUGGGGGGUCCCAGAACUGAGCUGUUGUGACAGUUCCACCAUCAGCUUCAUAACAGCUCCAGUAUCUCCUGAAAUCACUUCAGUUGAAUAUUUCAAUAACCUUCUCUAUGUCAGCUGGAUCUAUGGGGAUGACAACACAGACCUUUCCCAUUCUCGAAUGUUGCACUGGAUGGUCAUUGCAGAAGGAAAGAAAAAGAUAAAAAAGAGUGUGACGCGAAACUUCAUGAGCGCCGUGCUCAACCUGCCACCCGGGGACAUCUACAAUCUCUCGGUCACUGCUUGCACCGAAACAGGAAGCAACACAUCUGCGCUUCAGCUUGUGAAAGUUGACCCAGCUCCUCCGAGGUCACUUUUCGCUGUGAAUAAGACCCAGACGUCUGUGACUCUCCUGUGGGUGGAAGAGGGAGUUGCUGAUUUCUUUGAAGUCUUCUGCCAGCAGGCUGGUUUGAGCCAAGACACAAAGAUCCAGGAGCCUGUGACGGUCUCUUCGCACGUAGUGACCAUCUCCAGCCUCCUGCCUGCCACGUCCUACAACUGCAGUGUGACCACCUUCAGCCACAACAGCCCCAGCAUCCCCACCUUCAUUGCUGUCUCCACAAUGGUUACAGAGAUGAAUCCCAACGUGGUGGUCAUCUCUGUCCUAGCCAUCUUGAGCAUCCUUUUGAUAGGCCUGCUGCUGGUCACUCUUGUGGUCCUUCGGAGAAAACACCUGCAAAUGGCCAGGGAAUGUGGAGCUGGAACCUUUGUGAACUUUGCUUCAUUGGAGAGAGAUGGAAAACUGCCAUAUAACUGGCGUAGGAGUGUCUUUGCUUUCCUAACUCUGUUGCCUUCCUGCCUAUGGACUGAUUAUCUCUUGGCGUUUUAUAUUAACCCUUGGAGUAAAAAUGGACUGAAGAAGAGGAAGCUGACCAACCCCGUCCAGCUGGAUGAUUUUGACAGCUACAUCAAAGAUAUGGCGAAAGAUUCCGAUUACAAAUUCUCUCUGCAGUUUGAGGAACUGAAGCUGAUUGGGCUGGAUAUCCCACACUUUGCAGCUGACCUCCCCAUGAACCGCAGUAAAAACCGCUACACGAAUAUCCUCCCUUAUGAUUUCAGCCGAGUUCGAUUGGCCUCAAUGAAUGAAGAAGAAGGUUCAGAUUACAUCAAUGCCAACUAUAUCCCUGGUUACAACUCUCCCCAAGAGUACAUCGCCACCCAGGGGCCACUGCCAGAGACGAGGAACGACUUCUGGAAGAUGGUUCUCCAGCAGAAGUCGCAAAUCAUCGUCAUGCUCACGCAAUGCAAUGAGAAAAGAAGGGUGAAAUGUGAUCACUACUGGCCUUUCACGGAAGAGUUGGUUCCUUAUGGGGACAUCACAGUGGAGAUGCUGUCUGAAGAAGAGCAAUCGGAUUGGGUCUUUAGGAAUUUCAGAAUCAACUAUGCUGAUGAGGUGCAGGAUGUGAUGCAUUUUAAUUACACGGCUUGGCCUGACCACGGAGUCCCUCCCACAAACGCAGCAGAAAGCAUCUUGCAGUUUGUACAGAUGGUCAGGCAACAGGCAGCAAAAAGCAAAGGCCCCAUGAUCAUACAUUGCAGUGCCGGCGUGGGACGGACGGGGACUUUUAUAGCAUUGGACCGACUCUUACAGCACAUUCGGGACCACGAGUUUGUAGAUAUAUUGGGGCUGGUGUCCGACAUGCGGUCCUAUCGGAUGUCUAUGGUACAGACAGAGGAACAAUACAUUUUUAUUCACCAGUGUGUGCAAUUAAUGUGGCUAAAGAAAAAGAAGCAGUUCUGCAUCAGCGACGUUAUAUAUGAGAAUGUCAGCAAGUCAUAAUUCCAGGCCAGGCGGUUAGAACAUGAAAGACAUCCAUCUUCCCUUGCUUCAGAUUUUAAUUCUCUCUGGGGUUUUUUGUUUUGUUUACUGUUCUGUUGAUUUGCCAUGGACGACAGUACCCAUGGACAAGUGAAAAAAAGAAAGACGAGAUUUCACAUCCAGGAGCUCUGGGGAGACAUAGCCUUAAGGAACCUGCAGUGUCUUGUAUGGACUAUUUUGUUUCUGUACCUUUUUUUAGACGUUUAUAACACUGGACCAAAUCCAACUCUGUGCUUCAGAAAGGUUUUCUGUCUUUCUCUUCUUACAAACCCUCUCUUUAUUUAUUUUGUAAACACGCAGGUUGGGCUUGAAGGUUAAGGAAAGUGCAAUAUUCGAGGCUCAAUCCAAACGACAGUGAGCUUUCAAAGUGUGACUCUGGCGAGGUCUGUCAAAGGCAGGGCUAGGGUAUUGAAUGAUACCUCAUUGGCAUGGAGCAAGGGACAGGAAGACUGUGGAUCUCGGGGGAAGAUCUUGGGAUACUGCUGUCUAUGCUCAAGAGGAACCUCCAAGUUGAGCCGUCCUCAUAAAACAAACUGGCUCAAAGCUAGGUGCAAAGAAAACUUCACUUCACAGCCAACGUUUUAAAGAUUGACUGAGACGACAGAACAGAGAUCAAUGGUGAAAUUUCACAGCGCUUUGAGAAGCUCUGGAGAUCCGUGCAUCUCAGCAGAAAUGUCUUCUAGCCUGUUCAACCAGCCUGUGUUAUGGAUAGAGGGGAAAUGAACCCUGUGCGCCUGGAUCCGGGGUGGAACUGUGAAUGGACACAAAACAACCACUUUGGGUGAUGAGUCUGGUCCAAAUGUCAUCACUAUCCCCAUUUAGUAGGAGCCUUUGCUGCCUGUUCCUUCUCCGUUGGCUUGGUUUUGUUUGUUUUCUGUGUAGUCGCCCUGUGCAAAAAAAAGCCACAACGAAACAAAAACAACACAAAACUAGGAAGUUUGUUGAUGUUGUGGGAAGGGAAGUAAAGUGCAGUGGUAAACACACGUCGCUGGUGUCCAAUGGCCUGAGAAAGGUGCAGAAGUGAGGAUUUAUCUUAGCAUACUAGGCGCAUGUGCUGCCCAUGUAUGCUGCUCAUCAGCUGCAAGCCAUUUAUUCUGGAAUCAGUAGUGCAACUUUUGGUAACCUGGUGUUUUGGACUACGUUUCCCAUCAGCCCCAAGGCUGGGCUGGCUGAGGCUGAUGGGGGACGUAGCGCAAAACACUCGUAGAGCAACCAACUGAGUUAGGAUAACACAGCAUUUCUUUUUUUCUUUGGGUUAUCGUACUGAUUAGGUGAGUCACACGUUGUGACAGAGAUGCUGUCAGGAUAUUGGGGGUAUUUUCUCGUUUGUGCCCCUUUUUAUUUGACUUCUGUUUGACAGAAAGCUUCUGAAGGGAUUGGCUCUGGAACUACUGGAAGCAAAAUAUAAUACCCAGGAGGUGGGCCGAGUUGGAAGAAAGAACAAAAAACGCUGGAUCUAUGCUCCCGUUUGCAAAAACAGGGCAGUUUCAAGGAGUAUGGCAGUGUGGUGCAGUGGUUAGUGCGCUGGAUCAGGAUUGUGAGGAUAGCAUGUGUGUCUGUGUGCCAGGGGGUGAAUCCCACCUAGGCCAGGUUGAGCUCUUUGGAACAUGGGUGAGAUAGGAAUGGAUUCCCUUAAUGUGAAUAUCUGGAGCUUUCCCCACCUUAAAGGUGUUCAAGGGGAAGGACCAACCAGAAGAUUGUAGGCAGCCUUUCACCUUGAAUGAAUGGUGUGAAAACAUGAAAGCUGGGGUGGGAUUUGUGGCUGCCAUGGACUGUCCAGUGCCAAUGUACCUACCAACCAGGAUGCCAAGGAAAGCCCUGAGGUUACAAGUUGGGAAGAAAUGUUGUAAGUUGAGGAUUUGGGGUGGAGGGAGUCAAUGAGUGGUGGGGCACCUGCUUGGCAUGCAGAAUGUCCCAGGCUGGCUCCCCAGCAUCUCCAGGUACGAGUGGCAUUGUCCCCUACCUGAAAAUCUGGAGAGGUGCUGCCAGUCAGUGUAGUCGGUACUCAGCUGGACCAAUGUACAUGGUAUGGGGCAGCUUCCAACGUUCCUAACGUUGGGUAUGGGGGGCAUUCAGCCACCAGCCAGGUCUCCAUGGUGGAGGCUGCCUGAGGCUGAGCAACAGAGAACCAAUAUGGUGUGAUGGGCAAGUGUCCCAAAUGUAGAUAAGGCUUAUGUCCCCAAUUCCCUGCUCAGACAGAAGCUAUUAAAUGGUGUAAGAGCUAAUGAAACAGUUUGAGAAUGGGUGGGUGUUUAUUUUUGCUGGGUGACUGCAAGAGAAAUCACAGUUACAGAACUUGUGGUAGCUGCCCGCAUCUGAAGCUUAAUUCCCAUUGCCUGCCAAAUUAACAAAUACAUUUUAAAGCCUUUCCCCAAAUCCAGAUUUUAUUUUAUUUUUUAUUACAAGUGAAGGGUGAACAGAGCACUGCCUUGCUACCCCCAGUCCCUGCAAUAGAUUUGUGGCAGGCAGUGGGCCAAAUCUUUUGAGUGCUUGUCUUGGAAGUGCCCUUAAACUCUGCGGCAACCCCACAAGCUCAGCUCUGAUCCAACCCCAUCCACCUCCCUCCAUGGAGCUCUUCUAGCCAAGCCCAUAUGCUUUUCCAGAAUUUGUGGGCGCUCCUACAGAUUUUUUUCUCUUGACUGACCAGCUUUCACAAGGACAGAGCAUGGGAUGUCACAGAAGUACGCCAGAGGCCAGCUGAUCUCAAAAGACUUAUUCCUCCUAGAUUUUUGGACUAUUUACUUACGUGCUGAUGAUCUAGCUCAGGAGAGCUGUGUGCUUGCAAGUAGGUUUCUAGGUGCUUAUUAGGAAACCCAGGUGCCAAUCAGAUGUCUGGUAACAUUUCAGAUACGGUUUGCCACAACUCCCAUCAUACCUGACUGUUGGUCCUGCUGACUGUGGCUAAGUGUAGCCGGAGUCUGACAAUAUCUGAAGAGCCACAGGUUAGCCACCCUUGAACUAGGUCUUGCUUCUUAUGGGAUGUGUAUUAAAAAACCCCACCCAUGUCAUCACAGUCAGGCUUGCAUGUCUUUGAAAAGCAUGACUUGGAUGAGGGUGCUGUCCUUUAAUCUGCUCAGUUAAAUAAGCAGACUAGUAGUGUGAUCCUGUACAUGUACAGGCUUAGGAUCAGGGCAAAAGGGCUCAUCCUCACAUCUGCUCGCCAUGUGCCUAGAAAGCAUGGGGCUAGUGGGUCUGAGUGGUUUCCCCCCUGCUCUUCUUCUUUCCCAGGGAAAACCCACUCUUUUGCUCUAAAGCAGAAAAUAAAUGGCCAUUGGCAAAAGAAGCAGCAGCCUGAUUGCCGUUUACUCCAUUUGAACGCUAAAGAGCGGUUUUCCCCAGGCGAAAGCAGCAGGACAAGAGGGAGUGUGGAUAAAGGCUAAGUCUUCAGGGUACAGGGUCUUUUUGACUUCAAAAUGACCUUGCGCCACCAAGAUGGCCAAAAACCUACCAACUGUAUUUCUGCAGAGCCAUACGACAACGUAAGCACCUCCUUGCACGCCUCUAAAGAAGCAAUUUUCACGGGUGUUCGCAACAUGAGAAACUUCCUCUGAAGCAAGUCCAGGUUUCGGUAUCAAAUGCUCUGCGGAAGCAGAUCACACAGCACAGGCAAGUGUGACACAAUGUUUUGCAAAGUUGCAUUUUUGGGGGUACCAAAGGAAAGAGAGAACAAACCUCAGGCCAUGUUAGCUUGCGUUUUGACCACACAUACAAAAAGAUGGAGGGUGGGGUGGAGCAGGCAUUUUUGUAGUUGAUGAUACGUGCACUGAAGACGAGCUAUGAAUGUGCCAUGCUCUCAUUGCAUACCAGCAGUCCCAGAGACCAGCAGUCCAUCUGUCCUGGACUCGAGGACAGUGAUUUCUGUGUGCUUGACCAAAUUGUGCACCUCUUUCCUGCCCGCUGUCCCACUUUUUGGGGGUGCACACUUCCAAAAUGAGAUAAAAGCUAGCAAGCUGCCAGAGUUCAGACUCAAAACCAACCAUUAGCAUCGAUUCAGGAUUUUGAUCAGCAAGUUAUUAACACAAACUAUGUGUGCGAACUGUGUGCGAACUCUCACAAUGCGUAAGGGGGAUCAGUGUUCAAUUUUUACAUAAAGAGGUGAUGGGGUUUCGAACCUGCAGGUAAUUCAUGUUCUCUGAGCUGGAUGUUCUUUGCUCAGAAACACCAGAAGCUGGUGUUUAGAAAGGGGAGUGCGCUUUGCACAUGCUCAGGAGGUGCAUUAGGAGCUCCUGGCUGAAUCAUGAAAUCAAAAACCUGGUUGUCAGGAAAGUCUGGGUGUGCAUGGUUACAGAUUCUUACUGCUUUGCUCAAAGCAUCUGGAUUUGGGGGGUUUAAAAAAUGAUACUGGUGCUUGUAUCUUGGUAAAAGUGCCAUGGGUACCAUCACAAAAAAACACUGGGUGCAGAGAAACCAAACAUUAUUGUGGCCUAGGGACCAACCUCAUAGAUCAUCACAGUUAUGCAGGCUUGUCACACCAGAUGGCCACAGAAACAUGGUUUUGUGUUGCUUUGCAAUCCUAUGGAAGAGCAUGGGGCGACACCUCAAACAAUUGUCUUGAUUUCUUUCGGUUGGGACUGUUCUGAGUUUUGCAGCAAUGUGUGUAUUAGAAAAGUAUUUCUGUGUUAGGCUUAGCUUCUUCGAGGUUGUAGAGUUAUAGAAUCUGAACAUGGGGGCCAGAGCUGUAUGAACAUGAACGGCACAAAUAACACUGAUCGACGGAAAAACACCACCUA
Podarcis muralis (Common wall lizard) is the source of this 9041-nucleotide messenger RNA. RefSeq names its product protein tyrosine phosphatase receptor type O (gene PTPRO). Lineage: Eukaryota; Metazoa; Chordata; Lepidosauria; Squamata; Lacertidae. The record is from RefSeq and is a predicted model, not a curated record. Gene Ontology annotation, cellular component: plasma membrane; glutamatergic synapse; GABA-ergic synapse. Gene Ontology annotation, biological process: peptidyl-tyrosine dephosphorylation involved in inactivation of protein kinase activity; regulation of glomerular filtration; axon guidance. Gene Ontology annotation, molecular function: cadherin binding; protein tyrosine phosphatase activity; Wnt-protein binding.